AUGGCUAACAACGUGACCGCUACCAGAGAAGCUACAAGGCGUACUCACACUUACAGUUUCCAUCGCGAAGGCUUGAUUCAGUUGGGGCAAUUGGGUGGAUUGAUCACUGGUCAUAAUAAAACUGUGUUCACUGAGAAUUAUGGAAACAUCUUGACUCUUUUGGACUCACACGUCGACGAAUGGGAGAAACCUGAUUUGAACAACAUUGCCAACGCUCUUUAUUUGAGCAUAGAAGACGUUCUUGGGAAUUGGAAGAAGAAUGGUAGCACUCAGGGUUUCUAUAUGAGUUUCUUGGUUGAGAAGGCCCAAGAGUUGGCUAGCAAAAAGAUGUGGGAGGCCUUCAACGCCCUUCUGGCCGUUUUGAUUUAUGGGAUCGUGAUGUUCCCUAACAUUCACAAGUUCGUUGAUCUGGCUGCUAUAUGUCUUUUUGUGGAGAAGAAUCCGAUCCCUACUUUGCUAGCCGAUACGUACUAUUCUGUUCACUCUCGAUAUGGGAAAGGAGGAGCCAUAAGAAAUUGUUUGCCGUUGUUGUACACCUGGUUUAAGUCCCACCUACCUACAAGUGGCCCUUUCGUUACUUCUACUCAGAAAUGGCAUCAAAGGAUCAUGGGGCUUACUGGAAAUGACAUUGUCUGGUGUCCUACUGGGAUGGACGUAGAGAAAGUUAUAACUAGCUGUGGUACUUUUGACAAUGUUCCCCUCAUAGGAACAAAAGGUGUUAUCAAUUAUAAUCCUAAGCUAGCGCUGCGUCAAUUGGGUUUUGCACUUGAAAACAAGCCUUUAGACAAAGAAAUAUUUGAAUCCGUUUGCUUUGAGAAGGGAACCGAUCUAAAAGGUUUAGAAAAAGUGAUGAGUGCCUGGAAUGACAUCCAUACAAGUGAUCAGAUUUCUCUAGGUGGGAAGAAUGCCGUUGCCAAACAAGCCUACACGGAUUGGGUUGAAAAUAGAGUUAAAGAUCGCUUGUUGCCUUUCCCGAAGGUUAACCCGUUGUACGAGCAACCACCUAAGAUUCCAAUUGCCACUAUGCCUGCUGAGAAUCGUACCCAGGUAGAUUUGGAGUGCACCCAAUUGCACGAAAAGAAGUCAGAUGCGCAACCGAAACAUUGUCUUGUGGAUCAGAAAAGAGUUGAGUUGACAUACGAAGCCAAAAUGCUGAAGGGAGGAUCUUCCAGAGUUCAAAAGAGGGCUAGAACGGAAAAAGGAACCCUAGCAAACCCUCCCCUGGUUUUGGGUAGGUGUUCAACAUCUGGUCUUCUUGUCUCCGAUUGCCCCCAAUUCGAGCAUGCUGAAUUCUCUCAUAUGUUACAGCAGCCUUUAGAUCCACCAUGA
Vicia villosa (hairy vetch) is the source of this 1329-nucleotide messenger RNA. RefSeq lists its product as uncharacterized. Lineage: Eukaryota; Viridiplantae; Streptophyta; Magnoliopsida; Fabales; Fabaceae. The transcript has 3 exons. The record is from RefSeq and is a predicted model, not a curated record. Bases 1 to 1329 code for a protein of 442 amino acids.